Molecule: messenger RNA, 1931 nt
Organism: Pollicipes pollicipes
Lineage: Eukaryota; Metazoa; Arthropoda; Thecostraca; Pollicipedomorpha; Pollicipedidae
Product: tetratricopeptide repeat protein 39B
Exons: 15
Coding region: 120-1901 (593 amino acids)
Molecular function (GO): protein binding
Source: RefSeq, a predicted model, not a curated record
GCGGCCUUGGCCGUAGCGGUCGCGGUAAGGGGUUUGAAGGUGGGGGGAGGUUGGGUGGGAUGCAACCGACCCAGCUGAUCUGGUAGAGGAUUCGCCAAGAACGUUACUGAUUGUAGAAAAUGGCAUCCAACGGCGCAGAGGAUGAUGAGUUUCAGGAUGCCGUGGAAGAACAAGCCACGAUCAAGCUGCCCGAGCACCACGGGGCCAUGACGCUGGAGCGGGCGUUGGACGAAUGCCGCGUCGCCGUCCGCUACUUCUUCAACAACCAGUUUGACGAGGCGCGUGACCUGAUGCGGCCCUGGCGGGACUCCAGCAUCUACCACGCCAUGGGUUACGGAACUAUGCUCUACCUGCAGGCUAUCAUGACCUUUGACCCGCGGGACAUCGAGGCGGCCGUGGAGGUGCUGCGCGCCAGUGUGGAGGUGUGCAACCGCGCGCGGCGCAAGAGCACGCUCGGCGAGACCGUGACCAAAAUGGUGAAGAAGCCCGACUACCGUCUGUACACGGAAGAGGAGGCUCACGCCGAGCUCUGUUACGCUGAAUGUCUGCUCCUGCGGGCCGUGCUCAACUUUGUCGAGGAUGAGACGCUCAUCAGCCUGGUCAGAGGCGGUCUCAAGGUCAAGACGUGUUACACCUGCUACCGGGACUGCUGGCAGAUGCUGAAGCACAGGGACUGGACCGGCUCCAAGACCAAGCAACACUUUGAAGGCGGCGUCCGGCUCGGUGUGGGCACGUUCAAUUUGAUGAUCUCACAACUUCCGGCGAAAAUCUUGAGGUUGCUGGAAUUCGUCGGGUUUACUGGGAACAAGGCGAAAGAGGACGUGGGCCUGCGCGAGCUGGAGGCCGGCUUCGGGCUGGCGGACAGCAUCCACCGCUCGCUCUGCAGUCUGGUGCUGCUCGGCUACCACCUGGUGGCCACGUACUUCCUCAGCAACUCGGAGGGCGACCUGGCCGGCUCGGAGCGCAUCCUCUCCGAGGAGCUGGUGACGUACCCGAAGGGAGCGUUUUUCCUGUUUUUCGCGGGCCGUCUGGAGCUGGUGCGCGGCCGGUUUGAGCGCAGCGCGCAGCUUUACACGGACAGCUGGCGCAGCCAGGACUGUUGGACCCAGUUCCACCACAUGUGCUUCUGGGAGCUCUACUGGAACCACGUGUUCCUGAGCCGCUGGGAGGAGGCGGCCGAGUUCGCCGCCCUCCUGCUGCGCGAGUCGCGCUGGUCCAAGACCAUCUACAGCUACCAGCGGGCGGCCUCGCUGCUGAUGCUGCCGCAGCCGGCGCCGGAGCCGCGCCGCCGCGAGGUCGAGAUGCUGAUGACCACGCUGCCCGACUUCAAGCAGCGCAUCGCCGGGAAGUCGCUGCCGGCCGAGAAGUUCGUCAUCGGCAAGUCUCGCCGGUACCUGGCGCAGGGCGGCCGCCUGCUGCUGCCCGGCUACGAGCUGCUCUACCUCUGGAACGGCUUCAAGAUCCUGCGCAAGCGGCGCUGCCUGGUGGAGGACGUGCUGGCGCGAGUGGAGACUGAGCUGGCCAACCUGGACCGCGCAGCGAACGAGCCGUACGUGGCCGACAACCGGGCGCUGCUGCUGCUGUUGCGCGGCGUGAGUCUGCUGCAUCUGAGCAGCCCGCUGCAGGCCGAGGAGAGCCUGCUGGCCGUGACGCGGCUGCAGGCGGAGUUGCGCGACGACCAGUACCUGGUGCCGUUCGCCUGGCUGGAGCUGGGCCUGCUGGCGCUGGACGCCGGCCGGCCAGAUGACGCCGCCCGCCUCCUGGAGCACGCCAAGUCGGGAUACAAGGGCUACAGCAUGAUCAAUCGCCUGCACUUCCGUGUUCACGCGGCCAUGGGCACGAUCGCGGCAUUGAAGGGCGAGGUGGCGGCCGACCCGCUGACCUCGGCUGAGGACGUCUGAUGACCUCUGACCGGGGGUGACGGCGGUCAC